This is a messenger RNA of Eublepharis macularius, 3530 nucleotides long. It is a transcript of the gene SMOC2, whose product is annotated as SPARC related modular calcium binding 2. The record is from RefSeq and is a predicted model, not a curated record. The transcript has 13 exons. Gene Ontology annotation, molecular function: protein binding; calcium ion binding; extracellular matrix binding. Lineage: Eukaryota; Metazoa; Chordata; Lepidosauria; Squamata; Eublepharidae. Gene Ontology annotation, biological process: extracellular matrix organization. Bases 530 to 1879 code for a protein of 449 amino acids. Gene Ontology annotation, cellular component: basement membrane.
CAUCCCAAACUCCUGCACAGUUUAGUCAAGCUGUUGCUUGGAGAGGUGCACAAGAAAGGGAGAAAUAAGGAGAAGGGUUUUUUUAAAAAAGUUUCUUUCCUUUCUCUCUCGCUCUCUUUGUGAUCUCUCUCCCCGGACAAGCAUCAGAUGACAGCUAUACACCGAGGGAGGAAAAACCAAGCUUCUUAGCCACCAGACAGUAUCUGAUCCGGAUCUGCAGAGCCGAGCGGAGCAGCUUCCCAGAGGGAUAAAUAAGUACCGACCAGCCCUAGUAGGAACAACUGCCAGAGCAAGCCACAAGUUGGGGCACAAGCCUUGGCGGGGCACCGGCGUGCCCGGGGGUGGGUGCGAGAGAGCCAUUCAGCCAGCACAGGAAAAGGAAAGCAAAGGCUCCGCUGCCCUCGCGAUUCCGAAGGGAGAGAGGGACGGAGGUGCACCAAGAGGCAUCGCCCGUAGGGAAGAACUUGCGGAGGAAGAGGGAGCCCGAGCUGGGAGGCGAGCCUGAAGGUCGGAUCCGGCAGCCCCGAGGAUGCUGCUGCUGCUCCCACUGUGGCUGUUGCUGUCGGAGGUGGUGCUCCUGGUGCCGGCUCAGAAGGUCUCCGCUCUCACGUUUUUAAGAGUGGAACAAGACAAGGACCAAAAAUGCAGCCAGGAUUGCACAGGAUCACCUCAGAAGUCAUUGUGUGCUUCAGAUGGCAGGACUUUUUUGUCCAGGUGUGAAUAUCUGCGAGCAAAAUGUAAAGAUCCUCAGCUACGAAUUGAGUACAAGGGCAACUGCAAAGAUGUUUCAAGAUGUGUGGCAGAGAGGAAGUACACUCAGGAACAAGCUCGCAAGGAGUUCCAGCAAGUGUUUAUUCCAGAAUGCAAUGAUGAUGGCACUUACAGCCAGGUUCAGUGCCAUGUUUAUACUGGGUAUUGUUGGUGUGUUACCCCAAAUGGCCGUCCAAUCAGUGGUACAGCCGUAGCACAUAAAACUCCACGUUGCCCAGGUUCUUUAAAUGAGAAGCUGCCACAACGUGAAGGUACAGGAAAAACAGAUGAUGCUUCAGCUCCAGCACUGGAGACUCAGCCCCAAGGUGAUGAAGAAGAUAUAGCUUCCCGUUACCCUACAUUAUGGACUGAGCAAGUAAAAAGCAGACAGAAUAAGACCAAUAAAAAUUCUGCAGCAUCAUCAUGUGACCAAGAACUUCAAUCAGCAUUAGAAGAAGCCAAGCAACCUCAAAAAGACAAUGUGUUCAUACCUGAAUGUGCUAAUGGUGGCCUUUACAAACCAGUGCAGUGCCAUCCCUCCACAGGAUACUGCUGGUGUGUCCUUGUGGACACUGGACGCCCAAUCCCUGGCACAUCGACGAGAUAUGAACAACCCAAGUGUGAUAACAGUGCCAGAGCUCAUCCAAGCAAAACAAAAGAUUUGUUCAAAGGGCGCCAGCUUCAAGGUUGUCCAGGAGCUAAGAAGAAUGAAUUCCUGACCAGUGUUCUGGAUGCACUCUCCACAGAUAUGGUGCAUGCAGUCUCUGACCCUGCCGCAUCUUCUAGCAGGCUUUCAGAACCAGACCCAAAUCAUACCCUGGAGGAGAGAGUGGUCCACUGGUACUUUAAACAACUGGAUAAAAAUGCUAGUGGUGAUAUCGGCAAAAAGGAAAUAAAGCCAUUUAAAAGGUUCCUAAGGAAAAAAUCCAAGCCCAAGAAAUGCGUGAAAAAGUUUGUGGAAUACUGUGAUGUGAAUAACGACAAAUCCUUAACAGUUCCAGAAUUAAUGGGUUGCCUGGGUGUAACAAAAGAAGACAGUAAAGCAGAUACAAAGAAACGCCAUACUCCAAAAAACAAUGCCGAAAGUACUCCUUCCAGCAGACAGCAAACCUCAAAGAAGCAAGGCUAAACCAUGUAUAAAACAGAUCUCUCAGGCCUGCAGGAGAGACCCGCACCAAAAGGCAAUAAAAUCAACUGUAGUAUUUGCACUUUGUACUUUAAAAUGUAAAUUCACUUUGUAGAAAUGAGAUAUUUAAACAUUUUUUUAAAAAAAUCUGUGAAAAUGUAGUGACAGCUUGUUUUAAACAAUUAUCACAUACAAUGUAUGUGCCUUUUUUGUAGUCCGAAAUCUGUACGUGUCAGAGGUGUAAAAGUUUGCAUUUAAUCUUUUUUAAUUAAUAACAUUGUCAGAUGUUAGAAACUAGUCUGAUAAUAUUUUCAGUAGUUUGGCUUGUUUUCCUGCAUAACAAUUAGUAAUUUUUAUUGAAGUUAGGCUGAAUAACUGCUUAAUUUGAAGUCUACUGUAAUUCACAUUGUUAUUUAGUGUUGGAGGCUGCAUAUUCCUAAGUCCAAACAGCAGGUUGUAAAUUGAUGUUGACUUCCAGUGCAUCUUUUAUAAGCACACAGCCUUUGUCUCUUGGUGACUGGAGUGUUUUUAGAAAACAUUGUCAUUACUUUCUGAAGACUGCAAUCAUACAUCAAGAUUGCAACCACUAAUGGAUAAAAGAAGUCUUCUCUCUUUCUGUAUUUAGGUUCCUAUAGAUUUUUUCUGCCCAUUUUUGAGGCCUUCCAAGUAUAAUACAUAUUUAAAUAUUUUAUUUUUCAUUUUCUUUCCCUCAGUCAGCCAACAAACUGACAGGAAAUAUUGCAGAUUAUUGUAUCUCUCAAAACUGAUUUUGCCAAGACAUAACAAAGAAAUAAAGGGACACAUGUUUAAUAUCGUAAAUCUAAUUAUAAAGAGACAAAAAAGGGUAAAACAGGGUUGUCAGCCUUCCUUUUCCUUACACUUGGCUGGACUGUGUUACACAACUGAUGGUGCCCCAGGAUCUACAAAAAGGUAAAACUAUCACCUGAACAAAUUAUGGACAGUUAUGGUAAAGAGGUGCAGUCAGCAUAAGCUCUCCCCUUAAGGCAUCCUUCUUGCCAUCUGGGAGAUGUUCGUACAAGUUUUCAUACCUUUCCUGUCAUUUAGAAGUAAGUUUGUUUCCCACCCCUUUCCUGGAGUGCCUUAAGGGAAUAAGAGCUUGCAGAUGUGAACUUCAUAGCAACAAGAACAAAACACAGUAAAGAACUUGAGCUUCGGACCUUGGACAGCAAUAAAUUAUAAGGAGCCAGAGCUAUCAAUUCAGCGGGUAGAUGGACUGCUGGCCUCAGAAAAAUGUGAAGAGGACAGCUGGGAUUGUCCCUAUGAGCAGUGAUCUCUUCAGUUUAUUGAAACAAGAUGCAUGGAACAAUGUUAAGAUAGCAGGUGAUAAUUAUAUUCUGACUGUUUGGGAGCUCUUAAUUGCAAAUAGAAAUGUUGCAUUUUUGUAUCUUCCUCUCUAUAUAGUUUCAUGAUGAAAUAAUGCUGGAAAGACUUUGUACAAAUUGAAUGGAGCAAAAGAAUCAGAAUUUCAUGACACAAGUUUGAAGAAUAAGGGCAAGGGAAACCAAAAUGCAAAUGUAUUUUAUCUUUGUAAAAAAAAAACACUUUUUAAAUUCAGAAUUUAUUUGAUAUUGUUUUUAUAAUACUAAAUGUUGGAUUUAAUUCUAGAUUAAAAUGUAGUGUGCUAUAAAAUGUA